AUGGCGUCGAAUCCUCCACCACAGCCCGUGCGGAUCGCGCUGCUAGGCGCGGGAAUCUUCGCGCGCGACGCGUAUCUGCCAAUACUGAAGGACAUCAAGGCCGAGAUCGCGCUUCGAUUCAUCUGGAGCCGCUCUCAGACCUCGGCGGAAGCGCUAGCGGCAGCGUGGGUGGCGGCGGGAAAUGCGGCGGCGGUGGAGGCAGUGUGGGGAGAGGAGGGCUUGGCGCGCAUUGAGCGGAGCGAGGAGGUUGAGGCGUGUGUGCUGGUGCUGCCAGUGCAAGUCCAGCCAGAGCUGGUGCUGCGUUUCUUGAAGGCGGGAAAGCACGUCAUGCAAGAAAAGCCCAUAGCGGCAGACUACCCCCAGGCCCUCGCCCUACAUGCUGAGGCAUCACGCCUCUUGGCCCCUCUCUCCUCUGCCUCCUCCUCCUCCUCCUCCUCUUCCUCCUCCUCAUCGCACCAAGCACCUCUGUGGGCCGUUGGGGAGAACUUUCGCCUCGAACCGGCAUUUGACCAGGCACGUGAGGUCGUGUCACAUCUGGGCGCCAUGCUGGCAGUGCAGGUGGUGGCGGAGACCUCGCUCACCCCUGCCAACAAGUACUUUCCCAGUCAGUGGCGCCGCGAUCCCGACUUCACGGGCGCGUUCAUUACUGACUGUGGCGUGCAUUACGUGGCAGCAAUGUGUCACAUGACUGGGCGCAAAGUAUCAUCAGUGGCAGCAUUCGGUUCGCACCAAAUAGCAGAUGUACCUCCCCCGGAUAACUUCGCUGCUACGCUCAAGUUUGAGGAUGGCGCUGUGGGCACCCUCUCCAUCUCCUUCUCCUACACGCCACGCAACCUUAUGGUGUGGCGAGUGGUGUGUGUGGGCGGAACAGUGGAGGUCAGGAGAGGCCCACAUGCCAGUGGGGACGGCCGCUUUGGAUACACCGUGUCACUUGAUCUACCGCCAGGAGCAUCGCACCCAGCAGGGUGCCCCGCCCCCUCCUUCCACUCACUCCUGGGUAUCCAGCAAGAGCUCUCUCUCUUUGCAGCCGCUGCAGCAGCAGCACGAGCCACACACACCACACCAGCUGACGCCACCCCUGCUGAUGCCACCUCUGCCAAUGCAUCCCCGCCGCCUGUUUCUCUAGAUCCUCGCUUGUCCCCUUUAGCAGCUAUGGGUGAUCUCGCUAUAAUGCACGCUGCAGUGCAGUCAGCCAAUUCGCCCAUUGCUGCGGGAACCCCUCAGCCCGUCCCUCAAGUCCCUGUGGACCCCAGUUGA
This is a messenger RNA of Closterium sp. Naga37s-1, 1257 nucleotides long. Lineage: Eukaryota; Viridiplantae; Streptophyta; Zygnematophyceae; Desmidiales; Closteriaceae. The record is from the annotation of a GenBank genome assembly.